AUGGGCGCUUCGAUUAUCAACCUGAGUUUCUAUAACAACACUGCAAUCUAUUGCUGCGGCACCCCGAUCAUUGAUGGUGACAAGAUCGUCUGCCCUGAUAACCCUACCUCCGGCUUCGAAGUCCCUACAGGCUGGCCUAUUCCCGGUCGCGCACUGCUAGCCAACUCAACACUACUCGACGCGAUCGCAACAACAUCUUCACCGUCUGCGACAGCCUCUGUCUCAUCCUCAUCCUCGACCUCGCCCACCACAUCUUCUUCGUCAUCUUCCUCCUCAGGGUCAACAGCUACUUGCUCCACAUGUCAUGAAACAGCAAUUGGCGCCGGAGUCGGGGUACCGCUUGGUGUGAUCGCUUUGCUCUCGAUAGUAUGGGCUUUAUUCGAGCGGCGACGAGCAUUAAAGGGACGAGGAAUGCAUCCCGCUGCGGGUACACCAUAUGGCGGACCAUAUACGAACCUGCGAGACAGAAGGAAUCGCCCGGUGGAACUAGAUAAUGUGUAUCGGGUACCGGAACUCCCCAGUUCGACGGAUAGUCCGUCCGAGAUCAUGUCAAAAGGCAGCGUGAAGUAA
Penicillium daleae is the source of this 570-nucleotide messenger RNA. RefSeq lists its product as uncharacterized. The transcript has a single exon. The record is from RefSeq and is a predicted model, not a curated record. NCBI's taxonomy places the organism in Eukaryota, Fungi, Ascomycota, Eurotiomycetes, Eurotiales, Aspergillaceae. The coding region runs from base 1 to 570 and encodes 189 amino acids.